AGUGUCAAAAGUGCUGAAAAUGAACAAGGUAUAAAUUAUAGGUUAUAUUUUCAUCUGGAAAUAAGAAAGUUAAUAUUUUAACAAUUGAUUGUUUAUCAUUAUUAUUAAUAUCCAUUAAAAGGUACAAUGAAAUUUGAACACUGUUAUAAUGCAAGCAAUUCAAACCAAGUACCGACAGUUGUCGAUUGGGGAAAAAAUAAUUUAAUCUGUUAUGGUUCAUGCAAUACUGUUAUGAUUUACAAUCCAAAUUAUGGAAGUGGUGGUAAAGUAACAAACAUUUUAAUGAAACAUACAAAACGAGUGAAUUCUGUCAAAUGGUUAUGUGGAAAACAAAUAAGUUAUGAAACAGAACUUAUAUCUGGUUCAACUGAUACUACAGUUUGUGUAUGGAAACUCGUAGAAAAUUAUUAUGAGCCAGAGGUUUUGGAAGGCCAUAGUUCUAAUGUAAAUAUUGUAGAUGGAUUGCAAAGAAUAGAUAAAAGUACUCUUAUAGUUAGUAUUUCAAUGGAUCAUACUGCUAAAAUUUGGUACAGGCAACAUCUUUCAGAUACAUUUGUUUUAAAUCAAACCCUCAAUUUUGGUUAUCAUUUGGUAGUAAGCGUAAAAUUAACUUUAUUUCCCAAUAGCAAUGAACCAUUGUUGUUAUGUGCAUUAGAUGAUUCCAGAGUACAUGUUUUCACAGAAACUCAAUCUGAAAGUUUACAAUUUGAUGCUGCUACAAUAUUGGAAGGUCAUGAAGAUUGGGUACGAGGAUUGGACUUUACUGAAGUUGGUGAUGAUCUUCUUCUGGCAACCUGUUCUCAAGAUGCGUUCAUUCGACUGUGGCACUUUACUCCUAAAAGUCUAGGAGAAACAAUUGUAAAAAAAGCUAAAUUAAAAACAGCCUCUGAUAUUUUCAACAUAUAUCUUGAAUCUGUGAUAUCUGGUCAUGAAAGUUGGAUCUAUUCAGUAAAAUGGAGUCUAAAUGGUAAACAGCUCUUGUCUGCUUCUAUUGAUAAAAGUAUGAUAAUAUGGGAAUUUGAUGAUACAUCUGAAUUGUGGCUGGAAAAGUUGAGAGUAGGAGAGAUAGGAGGCAACACUCUAGGCUUUUAUGGAGGUCUUUUUGGACCAAAAGGUGACAUGAUCUUGGGCUACAGUUACCACGGCGCCUUUCACAUGUGGAAAUAUUGUGAGAAACUGUCACAGUGGGUUCCAAGUGUAAAAAUAGGGGGACAUUUUGAUGAGGUAGUGGAUUGUUCUUGGGAACCAAAAGGUCAGUUUUUAUUUACUACAAGUGCUGAUCAAACAACUCGAAUACAUGCUCCUUGGAAACAGAAUAAUAAAGAAGUAACUUGGCAUGAAUUUGCAAGACCUCAAGUUCAUGGCUAUGACAUCAAUUCAAUGGCAGUCAUUUCUAGUUAUUUAUUUGCUUCUGGGGCAGAAGAAAAAGUGAUAAGAAUUUUUAAGGCACCUGUUAAUUUCAUUGAAAAUAUGAAACGGAUUUGUAACAUUAGCGAAGAUGAAGAAGGAGAUUAUAUCCUUAGUGCUGAACAAACUAGACCUAAAGGAGCAUCUGUACCAUCUUUGGGACUUUCAAAUAAAGCUGUUUAUUCAGAUGAUAAUUUUGAAUCAACAAUUUCGUUAGACAAAAAAAAUCCGUAUCCAGAAGAAUCUCAGUUUAUUUCUGCAGAGCUUACAGAACCACCGACUGAAGAAACUUUGUUACAAAACACUCUGUGGCCUGAAACACAAAAACUUUAUGGUCAUGGUUAUGAAGUUUAUUGUUUAGCCGCUUCCCCCGAUGGAAAAUAUCUUGCUUCAGCUUGCAAAUCUACAAAGCCUGAGCAUUCUGCAGUUUUAUUGUGGGAUUCUUCUAAUUGGAAACUUAUUCAGAAACUCAUGUCUCACACACUAACAGUGGUCCAACUACAAUUUUCGCCAGAUAGCAAUCAUCUUCUUUCAGUUUCCAGAGAUAGACGUUGGUCACUUUUUAGUAAAAUCUUGGAUGGAAAAUUUGAAUUACAAGCUACCAUUGAUAAAACUACUACCGUACAUUCUAGAAUAAUUUGGACUUGCUGUUGGUCCCAUGAUUCUAAAUAUUUUGCUACAGGUUCUCGAGAUGGUAAAAUAGCUGUUUGGUGUCUUGGAAAAGAUGACGAACUGUCUGGUAUUCUUGGAAGAUAUAAACUAGCAUCUGAACCUUUUUCCAUGAAAAACGAAUCAGUAACAGCAUUGGCGUUUGCCCCUGAUUGGAUAGGUGGAAAUUAUUUGUUAGCUGUAGGUCUGGAAAAUGGAUGUCUGGAAUUAUUCAAAUGGUGUCCUCAGAAAUGGGAAAAACUGUCUAUGUUUCUGAGCAGACCUUUGCAUAACCUCACUAUAAAAAAGUUAAGUUUUCGACCCGUAUUUGGAGAAGCGGGCAAAAAUGAUGAUAAAGAUGUUCUACAAUUGGCAACCUGUAGUUUAGAUUGUUCAGUAAACAUUUUAAAUAUAUUUAUAAAUAAAUAAACUGACUCAUU
This is a messenger RNA of Diorhabda sublineata, 2495 nucleotides long. RefSeq names its product elongator complex protein 2 (gene Elp2). The record is from RefSeq and is a predicted model, not a curated record. Gene Ontology annotation, biological process: tRNA wobble uridine modification. Gene Ontology annotation, molecular function: protein binding. The transcript is spliced from 11 exons. Gene Ontology annotation, cellular component: elongator holoenzyme complex. Lineage: Eukaryota; Metazoa; Arthropoda; Insecta; Coleoptera; Chrysomelidae. The coding region runs from base 127 to 2484 and encodes 785 amino acids.